Messenger RNA from Malania oleifera, 627 nucleotides. RefSeq lists its product as uncharacterized. The record is from RefSeq and is a predicted model, not a curated record. NCBI's taxonomy places the organism in Eukaryota, Viridiplantae, Streptophyta, Magnoliopsida, Santalales, Ximeniaceae. Bases 1 to 627 code for a protein of 208 amino acids. The transcript has 3 exons.
AUGGCAACUAUUGCUUGUGAAUUAACAUGGCUUGUCACCUUACUCAAAGAUCUUGGUGUUUCAAUUUCUUUACUUAUUUCUUUAUUAUGUGAUAAUCAAGCUGCAAUGCACAUCGCCUCUAAUCCUAUUUUUCAUGAGCGAACAAAGCAUAUAGAUAUUGAUUGUCAUUUAGUUCGUGAUAAAGUUCAAGCUGGAUUUCUUCAUCUUCUUCACAUUCCAACACAUCAUCAGUUAGCUGAUAUUUUUACAAAAGCAUUGGGUUCUGAUGCAUUUCAUCAUCUCUUGUGCAAGAUGGGAUUAUCAGACAGAGAAGCUAAUAGCUGGAAUAUGCUCAUUGCGGAUUUCAUUUACAGUACUCGAGAACUUAUUCAAGUAAAGAAGGAAUCAACAACCAAGAAUGUUAGAAGAGGGGUUGUGGGGAACCAAGGUCCAGGUGUGGUUUUGAAUGAGAGUGGUGUACUUGUCAUUCAUAGCAAAGCACCAUUCAAGGAGCUUGGAGGUCGCAGAGUAACUGUCGGAAGGGAUAGCUUUAGUGGUGAGACAGUGGCGAGUAGGAUACGGCGCCGUGCCAUCAAUGAAGAUGCGAGGAUGAGACAAAUGGGUGUGAGAUCUUGUGAUGAUAGCUGA